UAAGAGGUUAUAAUAUUAUUUCUUAUAUAUUUAUAUGUAAUAAAAUUAAUAAAUGAUAUUAUAUAUUAAGGGUUAUAUAAAACCCUUUUUAUCUAAUAAUAAAUUUAUUUUCUCUUUUGGAAAAGCAUUAUAUGCCACUAUGGUGAAAUAUUUGAAUCAAACGGAAAGCAUGAAUAUAGAUAAAGAUUUAUUUGAAAAAUACAAAUUCAGUGUUGAUCAAUUAAUGGAACUUGCUGGUCAAAGUUGUGCUAUUGCUAUUGCUCGAACUUAUCCAUCACUAAAAAACUCUGUACAUAAGAUUUUGAUUUGUUGUGGUCCAGGAAAUAACGGUGGUGAUGGACUUGUUUGUGCUAGACACUUAAAACAAUUUGGAUAUUUUCCUGAAAUUUAUUAUCCAAAAAGAACAAAUAAUAUUUUAUAUGAAAAUUUGCUACAUCAAUGCAUUGAAAAUGAUAUUCCUUUGUUAAAAAAUGAUGUAGAAUAUAUUGCUUCAAAACAAUUGCAUCAAUAUGGUCUUAUAGUUGAUGCAUUAUUUGGAUUUAGUUUUAAACCACCUGUAAAAGAUAUAUUUAUACCUAUUAUUCGUUUAUUAGAAAAUACAAUUAUUCCAAUAUGUAGCAUAGAUAUACCAUCAGGUUGGAAUGUUGAAGAUGGACCACCAGAAGGUGGAAUAAAACCAGAAAUGCUUGUAUCAUUAACAGCACCAAAAUUGUGUGCUAAAAAGUUUCAAGGAAAAUAUCAUUACUUAGGUGGUCGAUUUGUACCAAAAAAAUUAGAAAAAACAUAUAAUCUUAAUCUACCUGAAUAUGUAGAAACUGACUUAAUUCUUUUAUUAAAUUAAUUUUUUAUAUAAGAUUUAAUUAUAUAAUUUUUUUUAUUAAAUAUAUUUAAAAGUUUAUAUAUUGUAUUACAAAUAUGUAUUCAUAUAAUAAUUAAAAAUAAAUUUUUAAAAAAGAAUUGCAAAAAAAA
Apis cerana (Asiatic honeybee) is the source of this 969-nucleotide messenger RNA. RefSeq names its product NAD(P)HX epimerase (gene Naxe). Gene Ontology annotation, cellular component: mitochondrion. Gene Ontology annotation, molecular function: NAD(P)HX epimerase activity. The record is from RefSeq and is a predicted model, not a curated record. Lineage: Eukaryota; Metazoa; Arthropoda; Insecta; Hymenoptera; Apidae.